Messenger RNA from Microbotryum saponariae, 2136 nucleotides. NCBI's taxonomy places the organism in Eukaryota, Fungi, Basidiomycota, Microbotryomycetes, Microbotryales, Microbotryaceae. The record is from the annotation of a GenBank genome assembly.
AUGGCGCCAGAUAUCAUCCGCGAUUCGACUAUCGGCCAGUGGUUCAACCGCUUCACACACGGCCACUUCUUACCCUUCGCAGACCAACGCCCUCACUACGUUCUUCCGGAACGCUAUCGCGCUGCUUUGGAUGCCUCUACCGUCCGUGAUCCUUUCGAUGAUACCGCCGCUGCUGCUUCUAUCGAUGAGAGCAGAAGCAACCGUGCCGCUUCUUCGUUGCAUGACAUUCCCGAGGAAGAGGAGGAUGAUCCUGCCGGCGAGCGAGACCCCGAUCCCCCCCAGGUGGUCUUGGACUUUGAUACGGGUCGAGUCAGUGUCGAGCACCCUAUAUCCCCACCUGCACCUCCGGUUCCCCGGAUACUCAUCUCCGACCUCGACAUCGACAAGGGCGAUGCGAACGAUAGAGCCGUCAGACCCUCCGCGCCUCUCGUGAAGAACCCUUUCCUCGUCGAGUUCGAGGACAACGACCCUGAUCGUCCGAUGAACUGGUCGAAAGGAAAGAAGAGCUUUGUCGCUAGCUUGAUUGCGUUCCUCACAUUCAGUGUAUACAUCGGUGGACCAAUCUUUACACCCUCCAUUCCGGGUCUGCUGGAUACUUUUGAUAUCUCUCCAGUCGUUGCAACCCUCGGGCUAUCGUUGUUCGGUGAGUACUUCAUAUGCUGGAAAGGAUGCAUUUCGGCUGGGGGGGAUGUCUUCUUUGUGGUUGUACUGGUUAGGCAACUAGGUCGUGUUACAACCCAUAACGACAAUUACAGUGGGCUCAUGACUUGCCCUCCGUCUUUGCAGUGCUCGCUUACGGCAUCGGGCCUAUGUUCCUCGCCCCCCUUCAAGAGAUGCCUCGACAGGGCCGAACCCCUGUCUACAUCAUCGGCCUCCUCUUCUUCUUUCUCUUCCAAUUCCCCAUUGUGUUCGCACCAAAUAUGGCGACAAUCCUCGUCUUCCGCUUUGCCUCUGGUUUCGUCGGGUCACCCGCAAUAGCGACAGGAGGUGCGUGCCUCCAUGCCUCCGCACGACCUGUGUGUGUCCUUGAAGUCAGAAACUCACACCCUUUGAAUUGAUAAUGUAAAAGGGGCUAGCAUGUUCGACCUUUUUGGUCCCCGACAUGCUCCGAUUGCUAUCGGCGUCUGGAGCAUAGGAGCGGUAUCUGGCCCCGUACUUGGCCCCGUAAUCGUAAGCCACGAUCAGCUCAACUUAGGAGUCGGCCAACCGCGACUAACUUUCAGCUCUGCGUUCAUCAUCUCGAAGGGAUCAUUCGCAGCGCAAGCCAAAGGAUGGACCUGGCCGAACUGGGAGCUGAUGUGGAUCUCUGGUUUCGCCUUCCUCGUACUCUCCUUCCUACUCCCCGAGACGCUCGAGUCAACAAUCCUCAUCCGCCGGGCUGAGCGCCUCCGCCUCCGCACGGGUGACAGUCGUUUCCGGACCCAGGCAGAGAUCGACGCCAUUGCAGGGGAGACUUUCAUUCAACUGGCCCGGAGUAAUCUGAAACGUGCGUUCCAGCUUACUGCUGAGCCCGCGGUGCUCUUCGCCAACUCGUACACCGCCUUGGUGUACGCCUGCUUCUACCUCUGGUUCGAAGCCUUCCCGAUCCUUUACAACGAGACGUAUCGCUUCUCCCUCGGUAUCUCUGGUCUACCUUACCUGGCCUUUAUCGUUUCUGGCGUCAUCACCUUUGCGCUCUACGUUGUCUACGUGGUUUACCACCUCAAUCCGCGAAUGGAUCGACCCGGCUUUGUCCCCGAAGCACGCCUCGAAAUCGGAGUCAUCGCCGGCCUCUUCAUUCCCGUGUCACUCCUCAUGUUCGGCUGGGCUGGCGAGGAAGAAACACACUGGAUCGUCCCCACAAUCGGAGCGGGUCUAUACCUUCCCGGCAUCUUCCUCAUUUUUCAAUGCAUCCUCGUAUACAUCUCGAGCUCCUACCCACCCGCGUUGGCGGGGUCAAUCCUGGCAGGCAACGAUCUCUUCCGUUCGAGUUUCGCCAGUAUGUUUCCCCUCUUCGGAGCUUACUAUUUCAACGCGCUCGGGCUCGGGGUGGGGUGUUCGGUGCUGGCAGGGCUGACCUUCAUCAUGGUACCCUUAUUGUACCUCUUGAUCCGAGCCGGGCCUAGUCUUCGGGCGAAGUCCAAGUGGAUUCAAUAG